Molecule: messenger RNA, 1157 nt
Organism: Trichoplusia ni (cabbage looper)
Lineage: Eukaryota; Metazoa; Arthropoda; Insecta; Lepidoptera; Noctuidae
Product: isoleucine--tRNA ligase, mitochondrial-like
Exons: 3
Coding region: 37-579 (180 amino acids)
Biological process (GO): isoleucyl-tRNA aminoacylation
Cellular component (GO): cytosol
Molecular function (GO): isoleucine-tRNA ligase activity; ATP binding
Source: RefSeq, a predicted model, not a curated record
UAAGAAUCCGCUGUCAUAACAAAAUAACCUGAAAAUAUGUAUUUAGCAAGAAAUUCGAAUAUAAUUCGUAAUCAUAACAAUAAAACGCUACAAAAAUGGUUUUGCGUAAACUGUAUACGCGGAAAAAGUACUGCAGCACCAAAGACGAAGACGUAUUCGCACACAAUACUGUCUCCAAAGACGAAUUUUCCUGCACGAUCAAAUAAUGCUAUAAAAGAACAAAUUCAGAAGACUGCACAAUUCGCAGAGUUGUAUAACUGGCAAAGGGAGAACUUAAAAGGUCCUGAAUUCGUCCUACACGAUGGCCCACCGUACGCCAAUGGUGAUUUACACAUGGGACAUGCUGUUAACAAGAUUAUCAAAGACAUAAACAACAGGAGUCAAAUAUUACAAGGGAAUAGAGUACAUUACGUACCUGGCUGGGACUGCCACGGUCUCCCUAUAGAGUUGAAAGCCCUACAAAAAGCCAAAAAAUCUUCAAAAACUAAUCAAAUCUCUGACCCAGUCCAUAUUAGAAACAUAGCCAGAACUUUUGCAUUGGAGACUGUAGAAAGACAGAAGGAUGCUGUCGGCGACUAAAAGUAAGGUGCCGCGCUAUCGCCGGCAAAUGGUGUGGGGUACCGCGCACAUAGCGGUCCGCCUCACACACAUUUUUCAUUAGAAAUAAGAUAUUUGCAUUUUUGUUUAUUUGUUGUAAUUUACGUUGGUUAGGUUAAGUUGUUAUUAGUUAUAAUAGUAUCAACAACCCAAAGUAAGGCGCCGCGCUGCCGCCGGCAAAGAAAGGUGUGGGGUACCGCGCACAUCGCGGCCCGCCCCACAGACAUAUAGUGAAUUAGAAAUAGGAUUUUACAUAUUUUUAUUAUUGUUUAUAUUUCUAAUUGUUGUUAUUUACGUUAUCAUAGACUAUUGUCACAUUUGUGUCCAUUUGUAAAGUUAUUAAGUGUAAAAUUGCUGAACUAUGAAAGUUAAUGGUUACGUAAUAAGAAUUGUAAAAUUGACUUUUUACUUUAAGUUGUUUUUAAAUGUAAGGGUGAAUAUCUUAUUGGAAAUCGCCCAGAAACGCCAAAUCCGUUGGAAUUUUGAAGAUCGGCCGUCGGAGUAAAAAGUUAUGAACAAAUGUGUAAAUGACUCCAAUAAGACGGCCGGUAUAUUGGUGU